AUGGCCACGCCUAGUAGCGACCCGGCCGCGGCUCCGAAAGGAGAAGCAGCAGCAGCGCCAGUGGCAGGAGAUGGAGUUUUUUCCGCGACAACAUUUGUGGAAAACACCGACAGCGGCAGCGCACAACAGGCAGACGAGAGAUAUCCAGGUGGCACGGCAGUCAGCGGCAGCACAGCAGGAGGGGCCGUGACAACCAGCGGGGAGACGGACAUGGAUCCAUUGUCGAGAGCGGAUGGCGAGAUCGCGCAGUCACCAGCCAGGGGCUCAAGCUCGACCCCAUUUGAGCCAGCAUCCGCUGGAAUGUAUCACGAAGAUGGCCACAGCUCGUACGAAACCUCUGACACUCAUGGCGAUUCGAGUUCAUUCUCCAUAGGGCUGAGCGUUGACUAUGAUGACGACGACACAGACUCGGCAUUGGGGAGUGCGUUAGGGGGAUCGAGCAUGUCUGCAACGUCGAGUAUCUACGAGUUCGUGGAAGAAUUUGGAAGGACUUUCCACCGGUACAAGGAAGGCACCUUGCAAGUGCUCGAAUGGAAAUUAUACCUGGCGCCGCUCGAGAGCCCCAGCCGGGUUCUUGACCUCGGCACGGGAACUGGCAUCUGGGCGAUAGAGUUUGCCGACCAGAACCCUGGAUCCGACGUCCUUGGUACCGAUCUCUCGCCCAUCCAACCCGAAUACGUGCCCGCCAAUUGUCGAUUCGAGAUUGACGAUGCCGAGGACGAAUGGAUCUACAGCCAAAAGUUUGACUACAUCCACGGUCGUUACAUGUGCGCUUUUCUCACCGACUUUCCAAAGUUGUUCCGGAAUAUAUACGACAAUCUCGUGCCAGGUGGAUGGGUCGAGUUCAUGGAGACAUUGAUCUUUUUCCAAAGCCCAGAUGGCACACUGGAGGGGACUCCAUUGCAGAGGUGGAAUGAGCUCAUUAUCGAGGGCGUCAAAAACAUGGGCCGCAAUGUCCUUUCCUGCAAAAAGUACAAGAGGUGGAUGCUAGAAACUGGUUUCGACCAGGUGACAGAACGAAAGUACACAGUGCCCGCCAAUACAUGGGCCAAAGGUCGCAAGAAUAAGGAGCUCGGCGCCCUGCAAAUGGUCAACAAUCUCAACGGCGUCUAUGGUCUGACCAUGACCGUUCUCACAAAGGGGCUCGGUUGGUCGAGUGAAGAGGUCGAAGUCCUUCUUGCCGACGUGCGGCGAGAUAUGAGUGACAAGAAUAUUCACGCCUACAUUACCAUUUACGUCGUCUACGGUCAAAGGCCCUACUAA
Messenger RNA from Pestalotiopsis fici W106-1, 1263 nucleotides. RefSeq lists its product as uncharacterized. Bases 1 to 1263 code for a protein of 420 amino acids. Gene Ontology annotation, molecular function: methyltransferase activity. The record is from RefSeq and is a predicted model, not a curated record. The transcript has 6 exons. Lineage: Eukaryota; Fungi; Ascomycota; Sordariomycetes; Amphisphaeriales; Sporocadaceae.